Molecule: messenger RNA, 786 nt
Organism: Trichomonas vaginalis G3
Lineage: Eukaryota; Parabasalia; Trichomonadida; Trichomonadidae
Exons: 1
Coding region: 1-786 (261 amino acids)
Source: RefSeq, a predicted model, not a curated record
AUGACCGAAGAAAAACCAAUAGAUCGUUCUCAACUUAAAUGUUUUCGCGAUCUUGAAACACUAACUGGUAGACCACUUAAUCCUAAUAGGCGACCAAGGACCGCUCGCUUUCCUAAAAUUCCAGCGAGAGAUAAUGCACGUUAUUUUAAUGCUUAUCCUACAAUUACCCCCGUACAAAACCAUGCACCUAUCCCUAGAACAAAGAUAUCACGAACAUAUCAAAUUUCUAGAAAAUCAGCAUUAAAAAUUAAAGGAUACCGUCAUGAGUUUCAAUUGAUCUUCAACGGCAAUCAAAUGUAUCAUGCAAAGAUCAAACCGUACCAAGAUUCACACGUAAUUGGAAUUUCAGAAGGUUCUGAAUCUCAUAUUAAAAGCGACCAUUUUGAAGCCGUUCUUCUACAUGCAAAUUCAUUUUGCGAUUUCUCUUUGAGGAAGGAGAAUCAAUUUGGUGACGAACUCAUGACUCUUACUUUCAGAAAAGAUCCAAAAGUCAAAAUUCACCCCAGAGUAUUAACGGUAUUCUUUAACAAGCGACCACCUUCAGUACCUGAGAGAUUGGAGACAGUAGAUCCAAUUGCUACUGAUGAUUUUAGAUGGGAGGUCGAAUUAAAUUCAGACAGCGUUGUGGCAUCCAUCAAAAAUUGUAGAUUAGAGGAUAGCGAACAUAGCUAUUACAUAAUUAUUAGGAAAGUCGAAGAUGAUCUGUUGGAAGUUGAGACAACCCUUAAUGUUACAGCACUUCACGCUUUUGCUUUAGGAAUAGGAUCGUUUUUGUGCAAAAUGUGA